GGCUGGCUUAGUCGCUAUAAAUUUCUUAUCAUAAGUGAGGGCGUUAAAGAGUAGUGGUGAACGCCUCAGCAAGCAAACUGAUUAAAUGGGGGAGGAAAACAAAGACAAAAAACCUCAUGUUCUAAUCUUUCCUUACCCUUCUCAAGGUCACAUUAACCCCAUACUCCAAUUCGCUAAACGCUUGAGCUCCAAAGGCGUCAAAGCCACUCUGGUAACCACUGUCUUCCUCUCCAAAUCCUGGUUUUCCGACCCGUCUACCUCUAUUGAUCUCCAGACUAUAUCCGAUGGCUUCGAUGAAGGCGGCUAUAGUCAGGCUGGCAGCUCUGCAGCUUACCUGCCUACUUUCUGGUCCGUAGGCCCCAAGAGUUUGGCAAGUUUAAUCAAGAAACUUUUUGAUAAUGGUCAUCCUGUUCAUGCCCUUGUCUAUGAUGGGUUUUUGAAUUGGGCACUUGAUGUUGCAAAGCAGUUUGGGAUACCUUCGGCUGUGUUUUUUACUCAAUCUUGUGCUGUCAACAGCGUGUAUUACCAUGUUAGUAGGGGACUUCUUCAGCUGCCACUCCCUGGGCCCAAGGUUUCCCUUCCUGGAUUGCCUCCCCUUGAAGUUUCAGAGUUGCCAUCUUUUGUUGCUCUUUAUGGAUCGUAUCCGGCUUGGUAUGAUGUGGUUGUGAAUCAGUUUUCCAACGUUGAUGGAGCUGAUUGGGUGUUCUUUAACAUUUUUUACGAAUUAGAGAAAGAGGUGGUGGAUUGGAUGUCAAAAUUCUGGAAGGUGAUGACAGUAGGACCAACUAUUCCAUCUAUGUACUUGGACAAAAGACUCGAAAAUGACAAAGACUACGGUAUGCAUCGCUUCAAGCCAAACACUAGUGCUUGCCUAAGUUUUCUAAGUGGCAAGCCAAAGGGUUCAGUGGUCUACGUGUCAUUUGGAAGCUUUGCAUCGCUAGGAGUUGAGCAGAUGGCAGAGCUAGCUUGGGCUUUGAAAGGGAGCAACUGCUAUUUCUUGUGGGUUGUGAGGGCAACAGAAGAGGCCAAGGUCCCAAACAAUUUCAUAGAGGAAACCUCAGAAAAGGGUUUGAUGGUGAGUUGGUGCCCUCAAUUGGAGGUGCUGUCUCAUGAGUCAACAGGUUGCUUUCUCACACAUUGCGGCUUUAAUUCCGUUCUUGAAGCACUGAGUCUAGGAGUUCCGAUGCUGGCGAUGCCGCAAUGGACCGACCAAGGCACUAACGCGAAGCAUGUGGAGGAUGUAUGGGGAAUUGGAAUUAGAGCUAGCCCUGAUGAGACAGGUUUUGUGAGAAAAGAGACAAUAGAGCAAUGCAUAACGGAAUUACUGAAUGGGGAAAAGGGCAAAGAGAUUAAGAAGAAUGCAAUGAAGUGGAAGAAUUUGGCCAAAAAGGCGGUUGACGAAGGUGGAAGUUCUGAUAAAAGCAUGGAUGAAUUUAUAUCUAAACUAGUCUGCGACUCGUAGUUUUUUUUUUUUUUUUAAUUUUUAUUUAAGCUUGAACCCUACUUUCAUAUUUAUCUCUCGUCUAGUCGAAGAAAAUAUGACGGAUAUUUAUAUCUGUAAUUUUCAAUUAUCUACUUUAAUAUCAUAUCAGUGGUGGAAACUAUUAAGAUUUAUCUUUCAUGUAUGUUAGGAUUUAAGAGCACUUCCUGCAUAAUGUGAUAACGAUCCUGUAUUCACCAAACAUCCGUAUGGAUUGAAUAAUCGCACGGGAUGUCGUAUGGUAUGGAUGAGCUGUUUUUUUGUCUGCUUUAAUUUUCACGUUUAUGGAGGAUUGUUGGAGUGGCCCCGUCUCAAUGUAC
Durio zibethinus is the source of this 1800-nucleotide messenger RNA. Its product is annotated as UDP-glycosyltransferase 74G1-like. Gene Ontology annotation, molecular function: quercetin 3-O-glucosyltransferase activity; quercetin 7-O-glucosyltransferase activity. The record is from RefSeq and is a predicted model, not a curated record. NCBI's taxonomy places the organism in Eukaryota, Viridiplantae, Streptophyta, Magnoliopsida, Malvales, Malvaceae.